AGCUGUUUGUAGCAGCAUGUAAUGACAAGUUUCGGGUUCCAAACAUUAUUAUGUCAUUGUACGCUAAUCAUGGCUCAUACCCUGAACCAUGGCAGGUAUUUAUAUGCAGAACAACGACAACAGCCGAAGAACUUACGUUAUUUAUAAAAAGAUGUUUUUUUGCGGCAGCAAACGGCUACAGAGAUUAUUUGUACUGCAUUGCUAACUUGGAGUUUCUUGAAUUUGAGCUACAAUACAAUCUCGUUAAGGACAUAAGAACGUUACUUGAAAAAGAGAAGGAUUAUAAACUGGCAUUAAUAUGUUGCAGAGAGCAUGGUAUCCAUCACCACAUUCUCGACCAAUUUUCAAAUCAUGUAUACAAUACAAUAGGUCUCGAGGAAGCUUCCAUGAAAAAUAUGUACAAAGAACUCUGCCCAAAUGUGGCGUGUAUCUCUUCAGAUUUAUCUGGUCAGGGUAAAACAGAGUAUGUCAAGCAAACUUGUAUGAAGGCGAAGUCAAUUCCAAAAAGCGUACUGAUAAGUGAUGGUAUGCAUUACGAUCGGCUCGUGCGUCAAUUACAUGAAUGCAGACUGAAACGUUUAGAGAGUUUGCACCUGAACAUUGUUUCUGUUGACAAUGCCGCAGAAGUCAACAUGUUUAUUUUUGAGUUUCUUACGCUUGGGAUGGUAUCCAACAAAGUACAUAUUGCUACUCUUCCGAAGCAAGCUAUCUUGAUUGAGAUUGCAUCAACCGUGGAUCAAUAUUUGCUUGAGUCAUUGCCAAUUAUCAAAUGUUUACCCCGAAAGCAUCUUACCUGGAACAUUAAUAAUUUUAUUGUCUCAAGCGAAGUUCAUAGUCCAAUUCAAAUUGUUUGUCGCUAUUUGGACAUAUACACGAAAAAAGCGAUUGAUGAUGAUGAUGUCUUUUUCGACGAAACUGUGGCCAAGCAAUUACCACAAGCACGUUGUCGCGAACUCAUACAACAGUACUUUUUUGCAAAUAACCCAGAGACAAUUGCGUCUUAUCGUUUUGUAGAGAUUUUCGUUAGAGUUCUUGCUGAUCAAUUAGUUCGCUUAACUUCAAGCUCUUUCUUCCGUGUUGAAAACCUCAAGUUGAUGAUGCGAAAUUCAGAUGUACGAUCAACACUACUUGAGACUCUAUUACGCGUGUCAAAAGAUUUUGCGACACGCUCGGUUGAAAGCAAAGCAGCACAGAAAGCAUCGACGGCAGCAGCCGCGGAUAAUGCUCGAUUGGCCACAAUAGUCAAAUGGGAUGACUCGAAUCAUUUGUUAGUAUUUUUCUUAUCGCAAACACCGGAUUCUAUUUGCGCUCUUUACCGUGAUAGGACUAAGGUGCCAGACAAUGUCAGACGUCUUUUAUGGAGCCAAAAAGCAUCAGAUCGCGCACGUUUAGAAACAUUUAAACUAGAAAACUAUCACGAGAUGACAACUCAAGUUUUGCAAGAACGCCUGGAAUGUAUCGCUCGUACAUCGAUGGAGAGGCAAAAAUUUCCUGCUUAUGCCUUAUCAGCUGAUAAUCUCAUAAAAAUGGCAUUAAUAUUACUGCGAGCACGUGCGAGCAUACCAGUUGUGGUGUGUGGGGAAGCUGGAUGCGGCAAGACGAGUUUGAUCGGUUAUUUGGCCGAGGUAGUGGGUGUCAAGUUCUGUAACCUCUCACUGCAUGCCGGUAUUGUUGAGAACCAGAUUCUUACGUUCAUGAGAGAAGGAAAUAAACUUGCCGGAAAAGGAGAAGUGUGGUUAUUCUUUGAUGAAAUCAACACUUGCAACCACAUUGGCCUUUUGGCGGAUCUCAUAGCUCACAGAACGUUGUUAGGAAAGCCAAUACAUUCAAACAUUCGUCUGUUUGCUGCUUGUAAUCCUUAUCGGUUACGCGUAGGUAAUGAUAAUGUAGCGGGGCUAGCGAAAAGACGAGUCUAUCAAGAGCAAAGUCAACUUGUCUAUCAAGUACAUCCUCUUCCUGAUCAAAUUCUUGACUAUGUCUGGGAUUUUGGUGUGCUCAAACCUGAAGAUGAACGGGUGUAUAUUAAAAUUAUGGUUGAGAGUCAAAUAAGUAAGGUUGGCGUCAUAAGUGAUUUGCUGUUUGAGUCGCAAAUGUAUAUACGUAAGAUCGAAGGAGAUCAAAGCGUAAGCUUGCGAGACGUUAGAAGAGCCAUCAGAUUGAUUAUGUGGUUCCACAAAAGUCUCCAAGAUAGGCUUAAGUUGAUGGAGGAUGAAAAAAAGAAGAGGAAAAGCAAACACUACUAUGACGGGGGAUAUAAUGUUAACAAUUAUCCUCCAAAAGACAAAUACUUUUUCGAGCGUUGCAUUGUUUUAUCAUUGGGACUUUGCUAUCAAGCUCGGCUUUACGAUCAGGGUGAGAGAGAAGAGUAUCGUAAACAGAUGGCUCGUAUUUUCGAGAAACACAAAGUUCGUCUGACCGCUGAAGACUUUAAACGAUACCUUAAGGAGGAGCAGAAUGAUUGGAUACGCAGAAUGGCACGUCCACCCGCUACUGCCCUUAAUGAGGCACUGUUGGAAAAUGUGCUUGUAAUGAUCGUUUGCAUUAUGACGAAAAUUCCUGUUUUUAUUAUUGGAGCACCCGGAAGUUCCAAAUCUUUAGCAAUAAGACUUGUCAGCUCUAAUCUUCGGGGGACUGAUUCUGAUGAUGAAUAUUUCAGAAAAUUACCACAGGUUGUUAUAAUUCCGCAUCAAGGAUCAUCUUCGUCUACAUCUGACGGUAUUCUGAAAGUUUUCCAAAAGGCAGAAAAUAUACAGAAGUCCAAAUCCGAUAACUUUAAUUUACAGGCAGUAGUUCUUUUAGAUGAAGUUGGUCUAGCGGAAACAAGUCCAUUUAAUCCCUUGAAGGUUCUACAUGCGCUGCUUGAACCCAGUUAUCCUAAGGAUGGACCAGAGGUGUCGGUAAUCGGUAUAAGUAAUUGGAGAUUGGACAAUAGUAAAUCGAGUAGGGCAUUACUGGUUCAGAGACCUCAAUUGAGCGAAAAAGACCUUGUGGAGACAGCUCUUUCUCUUUUGUUGAAGGGCGAACGCGGACCAUCAAUUGACAUGAACAGGCGCAAUAUACAAAACCUUGCCAAGGCUUACACAGAUUACCAAAAAAACCAGAAAUAUCCCAACUUCCAUGGUCUUCGUGAUUAUUAUGCUUUAGUCAAAAGUCUGAGCAGAGGCAAACUUACUAUGGAUUCAAUACAAUUGGCCCUCGCACGAAAUUUCGGGGGCACUGAUCAAAUGAAAGCAAUAUGCGAAGAUUACUUUGGGAACGUAUUGAAGGAAGCCGGUAGACUGUUCGGCUACAGCUAUGAUCGAAUACCCGUUGAAAAAUUAAUUAAUGAGAAUCUUCAAGAGAAAGAUGCCAGACAUUUAAUGAUAAUCGGAAAAAGUGAUUCAAUAGUUAACAUACUUACUUAUCAUUUGAGGUCACUCGAUAUGGAUCCAAUGGUUCUUUGCGGAUCGCAGUUUCCGGACGAUGCAGAGGGAGAUUAUUCUUAUGGCGUAUUAAGUAGAGUUAUGAUGUGCGUUGAAGCAGGAAAACCCCUUAUCUUGACUGAUCUGGAUAUUAUAUAUGGUAGCUUGUAUGACCUGUGGAAUCAGAAUUACAUAACGCAGGGUAGCAAAGACGAUCCCAAAUAUUAUACUAGAGUAGCUUUGGGAGCUUACGCCAAUCCAAUGUGUUAUGUGCAUCCAAAUUUCAGAUGCGUCCUUGUCUUUGAUGAAAAACUAGUAUAUGACGCAGACCCUCCUCUUUUGAAUCGGUUUGAAAAGCAACGAUUAACUAUCAACGAUACACUCACGGAAGAGCAAUCUCCUUUAUACCUUCAACUUGAAAACUGGGUCAAGUCUAUAUCAACAAUAACGAGGAUGGAGGGUAUUAAUACGACUGGUGGAUUUACCGAAGCGGAUCUAUUUAUUGGAUACGACAAGGAUGAAACAUUACAGAGUCUCGUGAUCGACGAAUGCAAGAAAAGUUUGACGCGUGAUUAUGAGGAAAUUUUAGAGCGCUGUAAAGAAAGACUGAUAAAAAUCGCGUCAUCUGAUGGUCUAGUUAGGGCUACUUAUUCCGCGUUAGCUACAGAGCCGGAUGAAGUGAUGAAAUGGAGGACUUCUUACUUUACCCACGGGGAGCACGAUCACAUAGCAGCGUAUUUUGAACAAUUACUUGCAAAUUCUUUAUACAAUGAAGGGUAUCAAUUAAUAAUACAUACAUUCAGCAAUAUUAACACGGAUGUAAAGGGAUGUUUGAAAUCACUUUUGAAAUGUCAAGUGGACAAGCUAUCAACAUUUAAAGCCGAGGCUCAACUACAGAGCAGAAUCAAGCAUUUCUGGUUUGAGAGCGACGAUGAGCUGCUCCUUCUGCAGUGCGACUUAUCGACAACAAGAGCGGGUAGUAUUAAAUUAGCAAAGUUUAUUAUUGAACAGUUGCGCAACGAAUACUUUGCAAGAAGACAACGUAAUGAGUAUGUAAACAGGCCAGCAAAACAUGCAUGUAUUAUAUUGCAUCAUCAUCGGGAUCAGACAAACACAAGUUCCUUCAACUUUAUGUGUGGGUGGGAACAAGUAACUAUUGAGACUUUAGUGCCUCAAGAGAAACCCCUGUCUGCUCUCAUAGAAGGCGAUCUAAGUGAAGUAAUCAACUCAACAUAUCCUUUCGAAGAGAUAUUGCAACAAGAAUUAUUAUGGUGUCUACUUUGUAUUAAAUAUCCAAAUUCUUCACAAUCAAUCGAACAUGUUCGACGGUUGAUAGAGGAAAUUCCAAACAAGAAAGCAUUCGUAGAUAUUUUGAAGAAGAGAAUUAUGCAAUGGAUUGACGAGAAUACUAAGCCAAACUGGCAGUUACGCGUGGCAUCAGAUAAAAGGGCUAUUUACUUACAUUCUUCGUUCGCAGGCGCUCUAUUAGCUUAUAUUCGUGUCCUGGUCAGGAAGCCCAUUGCCCAGUUAUUAUAUGCAUUGGAAAAGCACUGCGCACUCCUGACGUUCUUCAACAUCACUGACGAUUUGAAGGAAGAUGAAGAGUUGAUUGAAUUCUGGAAGGAUAUGUAUCUAAACAAGAAGAUUAUUGACAUUGAGGCGAUCAAGGAGCCUGGACCAGAUAACUAUGCUAUAGCUAGCGGCUUACAUGACCUUCAUUUCCCAUUCUCGUAUUACUUUAUGAACCAAAUUAAUAGCUUCAAGAAAAUAUACGUUGACGAUAUUGCCGAAUUGGAGGAAGAUGAAAACAACGUCGAUGAAAACGGCGAACUCAAUGAAAAUGUUGUAGAGGCUUAUCUUGACAAAUUCGAAGAUAACAUUUUCUCGGCGUUACCAACACUUAGAUCUGCACCGCUGCGACGUUUUUCAAAGCUUUACUUUAGAGAUUUUGUGACAGUUAUUGCGUCCAAUCAUGGUGGUGACAAGGUUACCGGAAUCCUGAAGUCUCUUCUAAGCCGUCUUAUGGGUGAAGACAAAGUUUUGAACCCUAUCCAGUUGCACGUAUAUUGGUGGACGAAAUCAAAUGCUGUUUUGGCGCAAAUGCAAUUAGCUUCAUUAUGCCCGACUAUUAUGGAGAAUUUAGACGAUUACGACGAGGAUGAAGAAACGUUUGAACAACAUAUUAUUAGAGAAGUGUCUCAAAUCUUCUUGGAUGAACUACGGCAACUUCCUGGGGAAGAAGACGUUCAUGACAAGGCGAUAAAGUGGCAGCUGGACGUCACCAAUAUUAUGUCUCUUUGCGUCCAACUUCCCGGAUACGACGAAGUGAAAUCGUUCCAGCUACUCAGGAUUUGUAAUGAUUUGCUUUCUACACAAGCUAUUCCUGUUGACCGCCUCACAAAUAUUAUCAAUUUUGAUGACGAAGAUUUUCUUUCUGCGAAUUUCUUGAACGAAGUACUCAACAUUUUGGACAAUCUCGAGCCAACGGAAAAGAACCUGACUUCACGUCAAUCAUUCUUGUUACGGUUCUUAAAUAUGAUUGAGAACGAUUCGGAAGUUCAGCUGUUCCUUUACGAUAAAAUAUUCCAACCCGCAGAACCAUUGCGUUUUACAGCGGCCGUCAUUCUUCAUAUCUUGUCUGCGGAAGACAUAGAAAAUGAUAACAUAUUCCCAUUACUUGUGCAGAAUCCUAUGGACGCAUUCGCAAAAUCCAGACGCCUAGAAGCUGUUAACAGCCGAUUGAAGUUGCAUGAUCCGAAUUCGCAAAUGAUAACACUUUGUUGUGACAUUAUUCAGCAGAAUUUCUUUAACGAACUAGACUUCCAAGUACUUGCUAGACUCUUCCACAGUGCGUCUCAGGCAAUACGUGGAACAAUGUCAGAACCAUUGCAACGCAUAUGCUCUGUUGCGCUUUUGAAACAAUUUGUUCAGGAGUUUUGGGAAUCUGCUGGUUUAGAUAAGCCAACCGUUCAGAAAAUUGAGCUUAAUUUUAUGCUGACAGACGACACUCAAACGCUUAUGAAUGACCUGAAUAAUGCAAUGGAACUCAAUCAUGCACAAAUUCAUUCGCUAAAGGUUUAUUUCUUGAAAAAUCUUCGAUCUCGCGGCUUUACCAUUGACGACCUAAAGAAAUUCUGCAUAGUCCAGAAGGGUUUGCUACCUUGGCUGGCAAAAUUGCCGUGGGAUUACGUUAAUCAGGCCAGUCGAAUCCCGUUCAAUCCCUACGGCUUAGUUCAAGAAUACGGUGAUGCAGAAAAAGCCUACGCCGCAAUGACAAGAGUGUUAGAUAGGGAUCAAUUAGGCGAUAUUGUGAAGGAUGCUUUAAAAGCUGAAAGUCUCAAUUCACGCAUUGCCCUUAUUGGUAUUAUCGUCAACCAUCUGUACGGUAUUAGAGCGUCACGCGAAAUGACCCAUAACGAAAAUGAAGUUGCUAAAUUUUUGCGAGGCCAAAUUGACAAGAAUAAGUUUUCCGCAUCUUAUAAACAUUUAGCCUUAAAUUUAAUUACCAAUAAUCACGCUUUAUUGGCCGUUCGACAACAAACGGACAACGCAGAAUUUAUAAUGCGAUUGGUUCUCGUACACAUCGUUGCAGUGCACGCGUCGCUGCCAGCAGAGUCUUCGCCAUUAACUUUAUACUUGCAAGGGUUACAGGUGGUAAGAAAUCACUUUAUUCUGACAUGUCCUUCUGACGAGGAAACUAUGAUUAUCAACGCACUCAAUGACGCACAUCCUGGCAAUGGCAUUUCUCGAUAUCAAUGUAAAUGUGGCUACAAAUACUUUGUCGCGGAUUGUGGAAACGUCGUAAUGGCGCUACGAUGCCCGGAUUGUGCUGCUGAUUUAGGCGGUCAUCAAUACGGCGUACCAGCUGCUGGUCAACAGAGGUUGGAUAAUAAACCAAUUUUGCAGAAUGUCGGCAAUAAAGACAAACCAGGUUAUAUCGUCGAGGGUGUGAUGGAAGACGCUCGGCGAAACGUUCGCGCUCUCACGUCUGCAGCAUAUCGAAUUUUACAUCUUUUUGUGCACGCUUUGAUUGGUGUGUCAGCUCCUUCACCAAACGUCAAUGCCUUCUUGAAUGCCAAUGGAAACCCAAUAAACGAUCCGAUCGCUUACUGUCGUAAUCAUAUAACAAACGACUGGGCCAUUUUAAAGACUCUCCUUGCAUGUGACGAUGAAACUUUAGCUUUAAUAAUACACAGUAUACUGUAUUCGAUUAUGGCAGACAAGCCUAAUAUGGACGCACAUAUAAAAACAGCAGCAGCUCGGGACCAGUGGGAGCAAUAUUUCCGUGACAAGUAUGUGACUCCUAUUAUCAAGAAUGUAGCAGCAACGGCAAUGGACACACGCACAAAAAUGGAAAGAGCUGAACCAGAGGAGAAACAAAAAGCCGCUCUACUUGAAACCGAGAUAAACGAAACCUUAUUGUUGACGGACGAGUAUUCAAAGAAUCAUCUGCCAGGUUUAUGGAGAAAGGUUGUGGGUGUGAAUAGAGAAAGUUUUGCAGCUUAUUUCGCAAAUAAUGAACAAUACAAGGCGACAUUCCCGUUCAUUAACGUGUUUUUCAAACACGAAGAGAAGCUGCCUCUAGUUAAACAUAUAUGGCCAAUUGUUAAAUUUACGCAGACAUUAACGAGUCGAUUGACAUAUCGUCUGACACGACAGAAAGCGCAGCAAAUAACCUUCCGCGAUUUUCUCACCAAUGAAGAACAAAAUGGUGCGCACCAAGAUGUGAUGCGUUCCCUGAUUGAGUCUUUUGAUAAUUUCAAAAAUGCUUGGAAUUCUGUUAGAUGUUUUAUAGAUAGAUAUCAGUGUCAUGAAUUGGGUCCGUGUCCUGAGAUCACGGCAGACAGCUCUAUUGCUUUCGGACUUCUUGAGGAUAACGACGCAGGAAUUUACCUUUGUGCCAUGCUGGAGUAUUUGAUGAAUAUUCAGAAUCAGUUCUUGACGGACGUGGCUGCUAUUCCUUCUGAAAGUUGCCGUUCAUUGAAGUUUAUUGAACGUCAAAUAAAUACAAAGCGAGUGGAUCAAGAAGACAAAAUACUUUCUACUACAACAACCCAAUACUACAUAAGAUGUGUACGCUUAGAAGACGCACGAAAACAAAACAUCAUUGAUUACGAAUGGGACAUAGAUUUAUUGAAAUAUAGUCAACGCAAUCUCAACUUUGGACAUGGCCAGGAGAUUUCGUAUGACCUAUACAAGAUUGAAGCUGAGCUCGCUUUAUGGCUUGUUCGCAACAAAGCCUUGUUGGAACCUGUUGAAAACAAUGGUUUACCUCUAGAGAAAGUGGCUUAUCAUAUGGAAUUGUUUGAAAUGUGCCAGGUUAUCCUCGAGGAAAUUAAAAAGAAAAUUCCGCAAGAACCUAUUCCGCAUGAAAAAGUUGCUUUGAUUACUGGAACGUCUUCUGUCGGGACAUUUGAAAAAUUCAGCAUGUUGCAGACGUCCUCUAUCGAAAAGCCCAACGAUUUGUUGUCCGCGCUUGAAAUUCUUUUAUGCUUUGUCAAGAGAAUGCCUACCGGUGACGGUGAUGUCCUUCUACAUGAUUAUGUCAAGCAAUGGAUGAAAAUAGAAACGCUUGAGAAACAUGCGGAAAUGAAAAAGAUACUGAAAGCAGGUUUAAAAUUAAAACACGUCGUUUCGCUUUACGAGUUGGUGGAAGACAGAGUAGCCGAUUUACUUAUUAACUCUGUUGAUCCGAAAUACAAACGCGACAUGGUGCCUGAGAUACACAAUGAAUUGAUGGACGCAUGCGAAUUUGAAGAUACUGGUGGUAGACUCGGUAAAAUCCCUGCUGCAGCUUUUGCAAAAGCCUUGAAGCGUUUUGCGUUGAGGGUGUUGUCUGUAAAACCGGUUGACGAGAAGUCGAAACUCAAUUUAUAUUUGAGUCAGAUGAACUUCUGGUCGGACGUACCCGAAGAGAUUGUUGAAGACUACUUUCCAGAAAACUUGCUUGUCGCUCAUA
Paraglomus occultum is the source of this 9360-nucleotide messenger RNA. Lineage: Eukaryota; Fungi; Glomeromycota; Glomeromycetes; Paraglomerales; Paraglomeraceae. The record is from the annotation of a GenBank genome assembly.